AUGCCUCCCAGGGACGUCCUCACCCAGGAAAAUAUGGAUUUCCUGUGGAUUUGCUUUGAGACCUCACCUAUGCCUGAGUGGGAUGUCGUUGCAGGAAAGAUGGGUGUCAAUUACAAAGCUGCCUACAACCGCUAUUACCGUUUGCGCAACUACUACGCGGCCCGGAAGAAGGAAGGAAAGGCCUUUGUCGAUGGCACCCCUGCCCUGACACCCACUGGUACCCCUAAGCCUAAGGCUGGAGAGAAGCGGGCAGAAAAUGCUGAGGCAGAUGAUGAUACAGAGUUGGAUGACAAUACUGCCAAGGAGAGCGAGGACGACGCGGUCUAA
Molecule: messenger RNA, 327 nt
Organism: Penicillium longicatenatum
Lineage: Eukaryota; Fungi; Ascomycota; Eurotiomycetes; Eurotiales; Aspergillaceae
Exons: 2
Coding region: 1-327 (108 amino acids)
Source: RefSeq, a predicted model, not a curated record